GCGGCAGGUGGCGGUUCGUGUAUUUCCGGGUGGAACGAAGCUCCUCCGGUCCAACCCACCGAUCACCAGCUGCUUCAGCCCCCACCCCCCAGCGAGCAGCCACACCGGGGCACAACGAACAGCACCGACCGACCGACCGCCAACGCAGCGCCGCGGUUCCCGUCCUGCAGCUGAGGGGAGACGCGGCGGCGGCGGCAGACAUGGCAGCGUCGCUUCUCUCCGAGACCGACAUCAGGCACCGGUCCAUGGCGGAGGAGGAUCCGAACGGAAACGAGCACGGGGCGGCAGCGCGCUGCGCGCUACCCCGCUGGGGGCCACAGCACGCCGGGGCUCGGCAGCUGGCCCGGCUUUACUCGCCAGGGAAACGUCUCCAGGAGUGGGUGUGCGUCAUUCUGUGCCUCUUGCUUUUUAUCGUCAACUUCUCUUUCCUUCUUCUGCACUUCUCCACCGUCCACAUCUACAAGAUCGUCCUCAGCAUCGUCCUUGGAAUCGUGACAGCAGACUUUGCAUCGGGGGUGGUCCACUGGGGUGCCGAUACUUGGGGAUCGGUGGACAUUCCUGUAAUAGGCAGGGCGUUCAUUCGACCCUUCAGAGAGCACCACAUCGAUCCAACAGCCAUCACUCGCCACGACUUUAUUGAAACCAACGGUGACAACUGCAUGAUCCCCAUCCUCCCUCUGGCUCACAUGGCCUACAAGUUCCUCACAUGCACACCAGAGACCUUGGCAGUGUCCUUCCCUUGGAACUGCUACGUCUUCGCCUUGGCGGUUUUCGUGACGCUGACCAACCAGAUCCAUAAGUGGAGCCACUCCUACUUCGGCCUCCCGCGCUGGGUCACGCUGCUGCAGGACUGGCAUCUGGUGUUGCCACGGAAACACCACCGCAUCCACCACGUGUCUCCACAUGAAACGUACUACUGCAUCACUACAGGUUGGUGCAACUAUCCUCUAGAUCAGCUGGGCUUCUGGAGGCGGAUGGAGCGGCUGAUAGAACGCGUGACGGGUCAGAAGCCGCGCUCAGACGACAUGGCGUGGGCAAAGAAGACUGACUGAUGACCACGGAGCGGGAGGAAGGGAUGGGCGUGCGGACUCAACACGAACACAGAAAUGCCAGAGACGGACAUUUGACUCUUUUUGCUUCAUUUGCUAACGAGCAAACGUAGACAGAAAACUAGCAGGGGGCGGGGCUUCACAGCUCCUGGGUGUCUGCGGCGGUCAGCCGGGGGUGCAGGACUGUUUGGGUGAUCAGAUCUGGUGUGUGUGUGUGUGUGUGUGUGGAGGGGGGGGGGGGGGGGGGGUGUUCUGGAGGUUGGGCUCUCCGGAAGUGACAACACCCACUCAAAUGCAAAACCUAACAGAUUUUCAAUCUCGGUCCUCCUGUUGUGUGUGUGUGUGUGUUUUUUUUAAAUCUUUUAUUUAUUUUGUUUAAAUUUCGGCACUAGCGUUAAACAUCAUUAUAAAGUCCCACCCUGAACCCCCCCCCCCCCUGCUGUUUGUAUUAAGGACAUGCCGAAAGCAAUAGGAGAGAGCCACUUUAAAAUACACACAAAAAUGUAACUGAAUGUUCAUUUUUUUAGCUUUACAACAAGUUUUUAGUCUAAACAAACAGGAGUUUGCUUUAAAACUCACCAGUUUGCUCUCAUUCUUUUCAGGAUCUGUUUUCCUCUUAAAUUUAAUGGAGUUUUUCGGGGGGAGGGUUUUAAUCAUUGAGGGACUGGAUGGUUGUUGGGCUGUCGUCUAAGGUGUUUGGAGUGGGGAAAGUGAAAUGCCUUGGAGCCGAUUCCUGCAGGAAAAUGUCGGGUUUGGGUCUUGGAUUUAAUAAUAAAUAAAGCAGCAGAGCUUUAGUGCCCAAAAGCAUCAAAGUAACACGAAAAAGGAAGAACUCGACGCCUGGUUCAACGAACGUUUCAGAAGAGGUCAGAGGGAAAAGUGACACUUCAGUUUAUUUGAUUCUGUAUUUCUGUGUCGGUUUGUUUAGUUCAUAUGAAGUGGAUUCUACUGAUGUCUCUGUCUUAACAAAUCUGCUCUUUUACAGCUGGAAGAUUUUGUUUCUGGAUGAGAUGUUGAGUUUUAGAGCUUUGUCAUUAAGUAUAUACGUUUCAGGAAAACCAGACUAAAUGAGGUUUUAGUGAGCAUCACACCAACUCCAGGAUUCUACUCUGAAGAUUUUAAAUUCCUUUGACAGAAAGUGAUCAGAGAGGUGAAAAUGCUGUUUUCAGAUUGUGAUUCAUGAAAACGAAACAAUGACAUUUCAUCAAAGCCUGUUCUGUGACAGUAAACACAGAGACAUUUUCAUUUGGGUUCAACAGUUUUGUUCGUGAUCCUUCCGUCAUGAACACAAACAAAAAAAAAUCCCAUCUUAGUUUAUUAAUUAAAAUAAAAAAAAAUGUUCUUUUUGUUGAAAAGAUCAAUGAUUGACACCAUUUUCGCUUGAUUUUAAACGGACGUAAAUGCAAUUAGGAACCUAUUCUUUAACAAUAGAAACUGAGUUUGAACGUUUUCUUUAGUGUCACAGGAAUCUUUCUGAAAGAGAGGAAUCUGUUCAAUUUUCCCUCAAAUCAGGUCAAAGAUUUUCUCCCCAGUCUGAGCAGAUACUGGUUGACUGGUUUUAAAGGUUUUACUGCUUGAACCGCCUCAGAUGAUCAGAACACAGCACCUGCACUUUAUUCUUUUCUGUUUCUCUCUCUGGACCGUGUUUCGGCUGUGUGCGCUCGCCACACUUCUGUGUUUCAGUCUCUUUUCUGGCUUUAUAAUUUUCUAUUUUUUUUCUAACGAGAUGGAGUUUUGGGAGGUUCAGCACUGACGCUCCAUCUCGCAGCUCGCCGCUCAUCUGCCUUAAUGUUUUUACCUGCCAUUUGGUUUGAAUAAAGGUUUAGUAAGUCCAGG
Molecule: messenger RNA, 2885 nt
Organism: Oryzias latipes (Japanese medaka)
Lineage: Eukaryota; Metazoa; Chordata; Actinopteri; Beloniformes; Adrianichthyidae
Gene: peds1a
Product: plasmanylethanolamine desaturase 1a
Molecular function (GO): oxidoreductase activity
Source: RefSeq, a predicted model, not a curated record